This is a messenger RNA of Saccharomyces paradoxus, 2013 nucleotides long. It is a transcript of the gene YBP1, whose product is annotated as Ybp1p. Lineage: Eukaryota; Fungi; Ascomycota; Saccharomycetes; Saccharomycetales; Saccharomycetaceae. The transcript has a single exon. Gene Ontology annotation, biological process: cellular response to oxidative stress. The coding region runs from base 1 to 2013 and encodes 670 amino acids. Gene Ontology annotation, cellular component: cytoplasm. The record is from RefSeq and is a predicted model, not a curated record.
AUGGAACCAAUUGAUGACUUGCUUUUUGAGCUAGCUGACGCGUUCAAAACUCAGAAGGAGGAUCUUCUUGAGCUGGUAACAUUGAUUGAUAUAUAUGGUGAGCAAGUUGACCAAGAGGGAAGCUAUGAAGAAAAGACCAAAUUUGUUGAAACUUUGACCACAUUGUUAGAGGAUAAUCCGAGUAUUACCGGUGAAAUCGGUUGGGAUUUGCCAAAAGGAUUAUUGAAGUUCUUGUCAAAAGAUAAUGUCGAUGUAAAUAAAAGAUUAGGUACGAAUAUGAUUGUACAAGGUGUAAUGAAGUGUUUUUACGCUAUCUCCAUCCAUGGCGAGCCUAAAAAAUGUCUAGUUACCGGGCUGGAGUUACUUUCAUACAUUUCUGUGCAAGAUUUUUCCAAGAGUGGUCAACAGAAUAAGGAAGACUUUGUUAACGAAAAGACCAAUACGUUGGCCUCUGAAGAAGUAAUUGAGAAUUUUUCUAAUCCAUACUAUGGGGAAAGGAAGGUUUCAAGUGAAUUCUUUUUGAAGUUGAAAUCCUACAUUUUAUUUGAAUUCAUAGGGGCAAGUCUCAAAAGAAUUUCUACUUUGUUUCCUUCAAAAUAUUUGGGAGCUGCCGUGACAACAGUUGAGAAAUUCGUGUAUAGCCAUGCAGACACUUUUGAAGAUGCUCUUUUCCUUCUUCGUAGGGUGUACACAUUCUGCAGAAACUAUAUCCCCCCCGACCCACCAAAAGACAUACAAUUGAACGAAGACUUUACUCAAGAGAUGUUUGAUAAAGUUGUAGAGGAAGAAAGUGAAAUACAAGUCAGGCUGUUGCGUAGGCUCUGUACUUUUGGGAUUUCAACGCCUAUUAAGACUAUUGCUACUAACACCGACGUAAAAUACUAUUGCGCGCUAAAUCAUCAAAAGUUUGAAUUAUCGACAUAUUAUACUGAAUAUCUUGAGUUAUUUUCCAGGUAUUACCAAAUGGCGUUUUCGCUUGAUGUUGAUAUAGAAGAGGAAUUCCAGAGUGUGAUAAAAGAAUGCAGGAUUAUUUACAAGUCUGUACCUCAGGAGACUUCUGCUGUUAACGAUGAGGCAAAAUUGGUUUUGGAAAGAAUGGUGUAUAAACUGGCUUAUACGUUUGAAGUACAAAAAGCCGCAAAAGAAAGAAAUGUUGGCUUGGACUUUAAUGGCGUUAUAUUGUUCUCUGGUAUCAACUAUUUGGAAACCAAUCAACAUUUAGUAAAAAAAAUGAAUAUAACUGAUGCUAUUUAUCUCUACUUGAGAUUCACAACACCAUCAUUAUUUUCCAAAGUUUACUCUAACGUAGCAGUUGAAUCAGUUAGUCGUUACUGGCUAUGGUAUGCUAUUACAACCGAGCCCUUGGAGGAUGUAAAAACAGAAUUGAAGAAUCUUUCAGUGUUCGUUACGAAAACAUUAUUACAUGUUCUACUUCAAAAGAAUUGUGUUCAAGUCAAUCAUCAGUUAAGAAUGAUAACCUUCACUCUUCUAACCAGAUUACUAUGUUUGGUUCCUGAAAAAAUUGCAUUUGACUUUAUCCUUGAUGUGCUUAAGACAUGCCCUCUUGCAUUGGCUAAGACGUCCGUAUUGUGUGUUCUUAAAGACCUUUCAAGGCAGCGCAUUUCUACGACAGAUGACAAUUCUGAGACGAAAUUAAUUAGUGAAAAAUUAUCAAAACUGGGGAUUAAUGAUGAUAACAAGUCUCAGCAAAGUAACAUUAGAUACUAUAUUCAAUUAGAUUCUUCCAGAAUGAAAGCUAUUCAUGAUUGCUGUCUGCAGACUAUCCAAGAUUCAUUUACGGGGGAUGCUAAGAAGAGCGAUAUUUUAUUACUGCUGACUUACUUGAAUAUUUUCAUCGUGUUAAGAAAAACAUGGGAUGAAGAUCUACUGAAGAUUGUUUAUUCAAAAAUUGAUUCUAAUUUGAAAUCAGUUGGACCUGAUAAGCUUCCGAAUUACAAGGAAAUUUUGGAUAAAAAUGAAUCUUUAAAUGAUUAUUUGAUUGAUAUAAAAUGA